AUGUCUUGUCAUGAUGAACACCAUGAUCAUGGUGACCACAGUCAUGGUCACAACCACGGUCACGACCACAGCAAUGAUUUGACCCCUGCUCUUCAGUCACUGCUAUACAAGCAAGUCGACUUCGAUGGGAUAGUCACGCUAAACGAAUCUGACCCCAAAGCAGGUGCUGCUAUUGUGAAGAAAACAUGGGUUCAGCGUUUGGAUGACAAGCCGGAGCUGGAGAGUGACGUGGAUGAACAGCUGUUAAUGUAUAUCCCAUUCACUGGUCAAGUCAAACUGCACUCUCUCCUAAUCUUCGCCGCACCCACCUCAUCUGCUCCCAAAACGAUUAAACUAUUCCGCAACCGCCCAGACCUUGAUUUUUCAACUGCGUCCGACCUUCAAGCUACCCAGGCACUAGCUAUUCCGCAGACCCUCACCGGUUCAAAUAGGGAUGUCCUCGAGAUUCCGCUAAACCGCGCUCUUUGGAAUACUACAACCUCAGUGACGUUAUUUUUUGAGGAUAACUGGAGUGAUGGCGAGGAAGAUGUUACGAAGGUAGGGUACCUAGGAUUUAAAGGGCAUUUUAUGGCUCUGAAUAGGGAGCCUGUAACUGUGCUGUAUGAAGCCGCUGCAAACCCGAAGGAUCAUGCCAUAAUUCAAGGUAUGGGCGAAGGAGUUGGAAGAACAAUUGGACAGUAA
Molecule: messenger RNA, 681 nt
Organism: Ophidiomyces ophidiicola
Lineage: Eukaryota; Fungi; Ascomycota; Eurotiomycetes; Onygenales; Onygenaceae
Exons: 2
Coding region: 1-681 (226 amino acids)
Cellular component (GO): nucleus
Source: RefSeq, a predicted model, not a curated record